AUGUGUCACACAGUCCGCCGGUUACCCAAUCAGAUUAUGAAACGCUUCAAAGCCAAGUGGUGCCACCAAGCGGUAAAAACAAAUCAAUCGUACCUAAUCACCAGCACAUUUAAAAGUAUCAAAAGGCUAGAACAGACAACCACUGGCAUACUAACUCUGUUAAUGGCUGAGGGCAGCAGUGGUAACGCGGGUGCAGUUAAUCUGCCACCAGGUGACCCGCAACUCAUCGCCAUGAUUGUGGAGCAUUUGAAGAACAGAGGCCUCUUCGACGAGUUCCGUAGAGACUGUCUCGCAGACGUAGAUACAAAGCCAGCCUACCAGAACCUGAGACAGAAAGUUGACAACUUUGUCUCCACGCACCUAAGCACACAAGAUUGGAACCCAUCCAUUAACAAGAAUCAAGUGAGGAAUGGACUGAGACAAAGCGUCGUUCAGUCAGGCAUGCUGGAGUCUGGGGUGGACAGGAUAAUCACUCAGGUGGUGGACCCCAAGCUAAACCAUAUAUUCCGGCCACACAUAGAGAACGCCAUUCAUGACUUCCUAGACUCAGACAGGAAGGAAGAAAACCCGAUGAGCUCCGCCCUACCGCCAGAGCCAGAGCAGCCAGAGGCCCCGCCCCAAGCUGCUGGCCCCAAAACACCUUGAGUAACUGCCAGCACUGCUUCUUCUGUAACCUGCUAGAACCUUAUGGAUGUCCACGGGGCUGAAGCAGCACCAUGUGUGACAGCCCAGAGAAGAUGAGCAGGAGCAGUUGGUGUCUACUUCCCCCUUCACCUACUACCUCCACUUGUCUGUCUGUGAAGGUGUGAGAGAGAAUGAUAGCCUGUCCUGGAUCCUGCUGUGACUGGUGGACUGAUGGUUGUCUUGAACCCAGAGGUCUCCUCUCCAUGGCUCAUGCCAGGCACCUAAGGCACUCUGGACUCUUUCACCCCCUGUCUAGAAGUCAGGCCUAAUCAAGGACAGCAGAAAGUGCUGCACUAAAUCAUGGUACCCAAGAGUGUCCUCCUAUAAAAUGAACAAUUGGAACUGCCUUUUUAUGUCUUGGUGUGUGUAUGUGUAUAUAUCGAGAUAAGAUACAUUUAUUGUAGCUAUUUGUGUUUGAUUUAGGAGCUCCCCCCCCCUCUCAUUUUGGAUACAUUAUGAGGAAUUCUGUACAUAAUUGUUUCAAUUGUAAAUUAACAGUUUCUGAGGACCUUCUGUGCUUUUUUAGUGGUUUAGAUGGAGAAGGAUGGGCCGUGUGUGUGUGUGUACACCAAUCUUCGUCCUAUGAGGAACUACAGCCAGCUACAGGUGUGGUUGAAGUUAACCUGUUAUAGACGGUUCAUCAAUCACCUGCCAAGUAUAGUUUGAAAGUACUUGCCCUUUUACAAACAGUUUCCAGGGGUAAUUUCCCAGAUGUUUGUGUAACAAAUCAUCUGGCUAGUCAGGAUAGAGGCUAGGAAGAACUUUAGAUAGUGUUUUUGUUCUAGAGAACCAUCAGGUGCCAUAGUAAUCCAAACCAUUAGACGCGUGUGUGUGUGUGUGUGUGCGUGCAUGCAUGCAUGCGCCGGUAUAAAGGACCAGUUAAUGCCGGUUUUCCCAGAUUUGUUUAGAAGCUCUUAACGCUAAGAGCGUCUUAAGAACAUUCUAAGGGCGCUCUUGAACGCUCUUAGAACGUUCUUAAGAAGAUCUGGGAAACCCGGCCAAUAUUGGUAAAGUGGGGGGAACAUUUCUUGGUUGGCCAGAACUAUCCUUCUCAGUUGACAUCAACACCAGGGCAGGGCAGUACACUGCGACCGAAAUGGUGGCAUUUUGAAAUGCCAUUGCGACCGUAAUUUUUAAUGGGUCGCAAAUGUAUCACCAUUUUUGUGCUUACCUUAAGUUGUAGGCAAUAUUUGUUACGAGCAUUUAUUAAAACAAUAAUGUGUAUUUUAAGAAUACGUUUUAUAACGUGCUCUGAGCAUUCAACACAUCAAGUUGGCUUCAGCCCGGCGACCCCCCUGCUCCCCUCCCGGAAUGGUGUAGCCCAGAACCAUUUGAAAAGUGUUGCAACAUGCUUUGGUCUCGCCGACAUGUGAUCACGUGGUUCAAGUAGCUCGCUGUAGUUAAAAAAAACCCACUGCUGUCAACCUGUUUUAAUGGUUUUUCGAA
Messenger RNA from Hypomesus transpacificus, 2130 nucleotides. RefSeq names its product biorientation of chromosomes in cell division 1 (gene bod1). NCBI's taxonomy places the organism in Eukaryota, Metazoa, Chordata, Actinopteri, Osmeriformes, Osmeridae. The record is from RefSeq and is a predicted model, not a curated record. The transcript is spliced from 4 exons. Bases 1 to 645 code for a protein of 214 amino acids.